Hypoxylon fragiforme is the source of this 1413-nucleotide messenger RNA. Its product is annotated as FAD/NAD(P)-binding domain-containing protein. NCBI's taxonomy places the organism in Eukaryota, Fungi, Ascomycota, Sordariomycetes, Xylariales, Hypoxylaceae. The coding region runs from base 1 to 1413 and encodes 470 amino acids. Gene Ontology annotation, molecular function: NADP binding; N,N-dimethylaniline monooxygenase activity; flavin adenine dinucleotide binding. The record is from RefSeq and is a predicted model, not a curated record. The transcript is spliced from 3 exons.
AUGGAAGAAUACGAUUUCAUCGUGGUUGGAGCCGGAAUAUCUGGUGUCGACGCCGCUUACCGCUUAAAGACUCAAUUGCCAGAAUGCUCCUAUAUCAUCUUAGAAGGGCGAGACGAAAUCGGCGGGACAUGGUCGUUUUUCAAGUACCCAGGCGUGCGAACUGAUUCCGCGGCCUCCAUGCUUGGCUUUCCUUGGCGGCCUUGGAAGCACGAGCAGGAUAUGGCCGACGGGCACCUCAUUCGAGAGUAUGUUGCCGACGCGGCGCGGGAUGAAGGCAUCGACAAGAAGAUCCGGUUCAAGCACCAGGUCACCGCCGCCAAUUGGUCCUCCGAGGAACAGCGAUGGACUCUGACGGUCCGUGCCGGUGGCAAGGAAAAAGAGCUCAAGACCAAGUUCAUGAUGGCCUGCACAGGUUACUACGACUACACCAAACCGCUGCAGGUCGAAAUACCGGGGAUAAAAAGAUUCCAGGGCCUCGUCGUGCACCCGCAGUUCUGGCCCCAGGAUCUCGACUACUCCAAUAAGAAGGUAAUCAUCAUCGGAUCCGGUGCGACGACCAUCACGCUGGUACCCGAAAUGGCUAAGACGGCAGGCCAUGUCACGAUGCUCCAACGAAGCCCGUCCUACAUCGCCGACCUCCCCAAGACCAGCCCGGUCGGUGCAUGGCUCAAGAGGACCUUCCCGGAAAGGCUCGCCCUCACGAUGCGCUGGUGCUCAUUCCUUGAGGAGUACUUCUUCCUCGUCGUCCUCCGCACGUUCCCAAACCUGGGGAGAAAACUGCUCACAGACGAGAUGAAGUCGCUGCUGCCGGACAAAGUGGACGUGAGCGUUCAUUUCAACCCCGCAUACCAGCCGUGGGAUCAGCGGUUAGGCAUGAGCCGGGACGGCGACUUCUUCAAGGCUCUGCAUCGCGACAACUGCGAGGUGGUGACGGAUCACAUCGACACGGUCACGGCAGAUGGGAUCUUGACUAAAUCCGGGAAGAAGCUCGAGGCGGAUAUCAUUGUGACGGCUACUGGCCUCUAUGUUCAAUUAUUCGGAGGAUUCACUCCCAUGGUGGACGGAAAGACAUUUGACGUGGGCAAGUCGUUUGCAUGGAGAGGCGCCAUGGCCAGCGGCUUACCAAACGUCGGGUUGGUGACGGGAUAUAUGAUGGCUACCUGGACGCUAGGGGCGGACGCCAGCAUUAAUCUUCUGGUCAGAGUUUGGAAGCACAUGCAGAAGAUUGGCGCCACAUCGGCAGUGCCAGUCAACGAGCAUGACGAUCUGGCUUCAUCGCUGCCGGUCGCGUCACAGAGCUCUACUUAUUUUGUGUUGGCAGAGUCCAGGAUGCCUAGAGUCACGAGGCAGUCGCCGGUAUGUUCAAGUUCAAGUUUCCUCUAUCCCCAAAUUCUAAAUGUGAUCACGCUCUAA